Ruditapes philippinarum (Manila clam) is the source of this 1188-nucleotide messenger RNA. Its product is annotated as neuronal acetylcholine receptor subunit alpha-2-like. NCBI's taxonomy places the organism in Eukaryota, Metazoa, Mollusca, Bivalvia, Venerida, Veneridae. The coding region runs from base 1 to 1188 and encodes 395 amino acids. Gene Ontology annotation, cellular component: neuron projection; membrane; synapse. Gene Ontology annotation, molecular function: neurotransmitter receptor activity; extracellular ligand-gated monoatomic ion channel activity; transmembrane signaling receptor activity. The transcript has 2 exons. Gene Ontology annotation, biological process: nervous system process; signal transduction; regulation of membrane potential. The record is from RefSeq and is a predicted model, not a curated record.
AUGAUUGUACUAAUAAUAUCUUUCUGUAUAUUGCAAGUCAGUGCAGGCGAAAAACAGGUGCAUACGUUAAGCGCUCUAAGGAAGCAUCUUUUCGAGGAUUAUUUUGCUGACGUUAGACCGGUUCUCGACCAUUCCAAACCAAUUAUUGUGACAAUUGACCUAACGUUGCUAAAGAUAAUAAAAGUGGAUGAAAAGCGCCAGUCUCUGAGAACAACAGUUGAUGUGCAACUAUCAUGGAAAGAUGAACUGCUCAUUUGGAACAUGUCCGAACAUGAGGGAAUAUCAAACUUUGUGUUUCCAUAUCAUAAGAAUGUUUGGGUUCCGGACUUAAUGGUGUCAAAUGCGCUAAAUAAACCGGCAGAGUUGGGAUUAAAAGAAGCAUAUAUUUCUUUGACACAUGCAGGGGAACUUGUAUUAUGGACACAAGUGAACUUUGAUACUUCAUGUGAAAUAAGAACUAAACAGUACCCCUUUGAUGAACAACACUGCGAAAUACUUUUCACAAAGUUCAUGAAUGAAGAUGACAAAUUAGAACUAAUAGCAACAAAAAACAAAAUCGAUCUUGAAAAGUAUAUUGAAACAGCUGAAUGGCAUAUUAUUGACAAUAUCGUUAAAUACGAGAUUGAUGUAUACAAUACAAAUAUAGGUUUCUUGAAUUACACAGUUCUUCAUUACCACUUGAAACUAAGACGUUCAUGUGUGUCGUGCAUUUUGAACAUAGUCGCUCCAGUUUUGAUACUGGCAUGUUUGAACCUGUUAACAUUCUACGUACCUUGUGAAAGUGGAGAAAGGACAAGUUUUCCUAUAUCAAUAUUUCUAACUUUAGCUGUGUUUCUGACAACGAUCACGGGGUCUUUGCCGGAAUCAAUUGACGGAGUAUCAUUUUUGAGCUUAUACGUGACAUUCCAGCUCAUAGUGAGCACAGUCACGCUUAUCUCGGCUGUGAUAUCUUUGCAGAUGCAUCAUACAAUGGACAACAGACCCAUUCCAAAGAUUGGGCAUGUGAUCAUAAAAUUAUUUAAAUCCAAAAAGAGUCAUUAUCCCAGCACUAACAAACAGUUAAAUGACGUCAAUCGUGAUGCAGACAACACCGGAAAUGACCUUCAGGAGAAUGAGCGUCCAGGACGCAGAGGGUCUUGGUACGACUUUUUCGCAUGGGAAGAUUCAGUUGCUGGUAUCAGGCUAUAG